This is a messenger RNA of Cladophialophora immunda, 2447 nucleotides long. RefSeq lists its product as uncharacterized. NCBI's taxonomy places the organism in Eukaryota, Fungi, Ascomycota, Eurotiomycetes, Chaetothyriales, Herpotrichiellaceae. The coding region runs from base 355 to 2142 and encodes 595 amino acids. The record is from RefSeq and is a predicted model, not a curated record. The transcript has a single exon.
CUACACAGUACUGGGUUUGAUCAAUCUUACAACACUCGACAACAGAUGCGGGAUAGCAGGUCAAAAUGCACAGGCGGAAAUGCUCAAGCAAGAUCGUCCACACAGGUUGCCGAUGCGGCUGUGUGCAGCACGUGGCUGUGUACUAUAGCUCAGCCUCGUUUCUGCCUACCACAGCCCAGCCGCAGCCGACGUCUGAAGCACUCGUCCAUCACAGCUCGAGUCGGCAGAUGAAGCCAAUCGAUAUCUGUAUACUUCAACUGCCAUUCAUGUCUCCUACGUGUGCACAGGUCUAUCAACGGAUCUCAUUAAAGUACAGGCAACGUCGAGUCCCUCCACGCGGUUCCUCCUGUGGCAAUGGCCGAGGCCAUUGGCCUUGCGCUUGCGAUCGCACCCCUUAUCAUAUCUGCUGCCGAACAUUACUCAGCCGCUGCGAGAUGCAUCAAGAGAUAUUGCAGAUAUAAAGAGGGACAAGAAGAGUUGGUAUCGGUGGUGGGCAUCCAACGCACAAUAUACCGAAAGACGGUCGAACGGCUCCUGGCAUACGAUAUCGGUUUUGGAGACGAGUUGGCGUCGGAGAUGCUCAAAAACGCAGAUCACCCACGAUGGCAAGAUGAAGAGAUCGACACAUACUUCGCAGAGCGCAUGGCCGACUCGAGUGAGGCGCUGAAAACCUCGAUUCGCUUGCUUGACGCCCAGCUCAAGGUAUUGAAUUUCGACCAGGCCGAGAACGGCAGCCGUCCGGGCUUUGGAGAGAAAUUGCAUUUUGCUCUGUCGAAUGCUCAGAUACAAGAAACUAUCACCAACAUCAGGCGGUACACUAAGGAUUUCCGCACUCUGAUCGAACAGACGACCCUUCCGCGAGCCAGAGACGCUGUUUCGAAGCCAAGCUGGGCAACACGCAACAGGGUAGCCAAACUCGCGGCUGUCAAAGAUGCUGCGGACAGCCUGUAUGAGGCACUGGGGCAAGCGUGUACAAAGCACACGACACACCAUGCCCAUUUAAGUCUUGGUCCCGCACAUGGAGAUUCUUCACAUGUACGCUUUACCAUAGCCUUCAGAAGGACCACACUUCAGUCAGCCAGCUGCGACAGUCAGAGCAGCGAAUUGAACCAUCCAACGUGGUUGACGAUUGAGUCUCUAGUUACGGGCACCAUUCACAGCGCGGAAACUGGCAAUUUGCUAGCAGAAGUUGCCUCGCGACAUAAGCGACCACGACAAUCCUCAUCUCCGUCUGAGGCUGUCAGGAAGCCGAAGAAGUUGGUGAAGUCAGUCAAAUUUCAUCCAAGCACAGGCCCAACAGCGCCUCCAACCAUGAUUGCUACACCGCCCAGUCCUCCAGAAUCGGAAAUCCUGAACUUCUGCGCCCACAGCAACCUUUGCAAUCGUCUAAAAAGACUUGUCGGACAGCCAUUGCGAAGCCCCCAACCUUGUGUCGGCUAUCUUGAAUGUUCGGGGAAGUCGAAGCAUCUUGUAUACAUCAACUCUGAAGUACAAACUAUAACGGCUAGCAAAGGUCUAGCGUUGAAGCCUCUCCGCGACGUCUAUACCGCACUCCGAGAUGUAAAUAGGUUGGGCACUGGUAUUCCGCGGCACGAGCGGAUCACGCUAGCCAAGCAGCUUGCACUUGCUGUGCUCCAAUUCCACGCGACGCCCUGGCUCACCAAUUCAAUCGCCAGUGAGGACGUCUUUCUCCUUGGAGUCGACGAGCAUUCUCUACACAUGCAAACGCUUGCAAAUGCGCCAUAUGUAAGUGUUUCGAUCAAAGGACCACAUGGGCCCUUGGCCAAACGUACCACGUUCCCUGGCAGGACUCUCAUCCGGAACCGGAUCCUUUUCAGUCUUGGGAUUAUGCUCCUGGAGUUGGUGUACCAGGCGCCCUUGAAGGCUCUUCAGAAGCCCGCCGACGUAGAUGCCCAUGAGGCUCAGAACACGGACUACUACACGGCGGAUCGCGCACGACAUGACGCUGCCAGUAUGUUGGGUCCUCGAUACGCGGAAGUGGUCAGGAAAUGUAUCCAAUGUGAUUUCGGGCAUGGAUCUGAUCUGGGGAAGACUAAGCUGCAGGAAGCCUUCCACCAAGAUAUCAUCUGCGAGCUGGAGGAGUUGGAGGAAAGAUUUCGCAAGUUUGCGGUGACAAUCUGAGCGGAAUACCCGCAAUGGGCGAUUGUUGAUAGUGGGAAAGUCUCGUGAUAUACUCGCUACCAUGCUGCUUUUCCAUUACAACGGUCAACUGUGGCUGAGAGUGGAGAGUGACAGGAAUGGGGGCCAUUGAUUCCGGGCAUCCAUCGCCUAGAGAUGAUACCUCGACAGAGACCGGAGAUGGCGGAAGCCACCAUUGUCGUAGACCACUGCCCUGGCAUCUGGCAUCUGGCAUCCGGCCUCAGGCCUCAGGCCUGAAUGCCUUGAUCUAGAAGCAUAACCGUCGCGCCCUUCUCCACAUGGAUGGG